This is a messenger RNA of Polypterus senegalus (gray bichir), 1719 nucleotides long. RefSeq names its product solute carrier family 16 member 4 (gene slc16a4). The transcript is spliced from 10 exons. NCBI's taxonomy places the organism in Eukaryota, Metazoa, Chordata, Cladistia, Polypteriformes, Polypteridae. The coding region runs from base 84 to 1709 and encodes 541 amino acids. Gene Ontology annotation, biological process: transmembrane transport; monocarboxylic acid transport. The record is from RefSeq and is a predicted model, not a curated record. Gene Ontology annotation, molecular function: monocarboxylic acid transmembrane transporter activity.
GACUCUGGGAUGCAGCUACAGACUCAUUGCUGUGCCCAUGGGGUAAUUUUGGUAGGCCGGCAUUUGCUGUGCAAGUGAGCAAGAUGAAUCCAGUCAAGGAGAGGCCUUCAAAGAUAGUGCGUCAUUAUGAUGCUGUUCCAGACGGAGGAUGGGGUUGGAUGGUGGUGAUAAAUUGCUUUUUGGUUAAUGUCCUGGUGAUGGGAACUCUGAAGUCAUUUGGUAUUUUUUUUGUCGGAUUUCAAGAAGCCUUUGGUGGCUCAGCGGAACAGAUCAGCUGGAUUGGUUCUAUAAUGUCAAGUUUGCGGCUGGCAGCUGGACCACUUGCAUCAGUGACUUGUGGGAAGCUAGGGGAAAGGUGGGCCUCCAUACUAGGUUCCAUUUUGGUCAGCAUCGGCUUCUUUACCAGUAUCAUGGCCACCAGCAUUGUUUUCCUGUACAUAAGUAUGGGAGCCAUAGUUGGUAUUGGCUUUGCUUUGAUGUAUCAAAGCGCCUCAGUCAUGGUUGCCCGAUACUUUAAGAAGCGACUGGCCACAGCCUACUCCAUUGGUCGCUCUGGCAUGGGUCUGACCUUUAUCCUGGCUCCUUUCACCCAACUCCUCCUGCAAUAUUAUGGUUUGCAAGGUGCUUUACUGAUUUUUGGAGGACUCAUGCUGAACUUGGUGCCCACAGGAAUGCUGUUACAUCCCAUAUAUAUUAAACAAGAGGACUUUCACACAGAACCAAAUGCAGUUGCCACAGAGCAGGUGAACUUUAACAACUGCUUGGAUCAAAACACAAAGACAAACAGUGUGCCAGCCAGUAACAUCUUCAUUCCUUGUGGUAACAUUCCCAGGACAGAGAUGCUUCAUAUACAGGGAGGCAGUAGUCCCUCAGCUUUUUCAAAGACUUGGACAAAAGGCAUCAAUGAGCAGGGAAAAAAUGAUAGGAAAAAACUACACUUGAACAAGCAAGGAGAUGCUUCCAAGGAACCGCAGAGCUUUCUGAGCUCUAAUGAGGAAAAGCCAGUUUCUAGUGCCACCUCAAAGAAGAAAAUCCUUGACCUGACGCUUCUCAAGAACCCCUUUUUCUGCAUUUUCACCUGGUCAGUGGUCUUUAGCCAGCUUGCUUACUUCAUCCCUUAUUUUCAUCUAUCAGCCAGAGCAAGAACACUUGGGAUUGACCCUAUGGAUGCCUCCUUUAUUAUCUCAGUAGCUGGUAUUACGGAAACGCUGUCUCAGCUGGUGUCAGGAUGGAUUACAGACAAGAACUUAUUACAUAAGUACCAUUGUCAUAAGGCCUACUUGAUUCUGUGUGGAAUUGUCAACCUGCUAGCCCCUCUGGCUACCACAUACAGUCAGAUCAUAGUCUAUGCUGUCAUAUAUGCAAUCUUUUGUGGUGGCUACAUGGCUCUACUGCUUCCUGUUCAGGUAGACAUGAUGGGCGUGUCCAGCAUCAACAGUUCUAUGGGGCUGUCCAUGUUCUUUGUGGGUAUUGGCUGUCUCACAGGGCCACCAACUGCAGGCUGGCUUUAUGACUACACCCAAACCUAUGACUGCUCAUUUUAUCUGGCUGGCGUGUGCUUCUUGCUUUCCUCAAUCUCUCUUUUCUUUGAACCGCUGGCCAGUAGGUGGAAAGCCAGAAAGAACCUGGAAACUUUAGGGCACCUUAUCCAUUUUUACUUCAAACUGAGGAUCCUGGAAAGCCACAUGGCAGCAGUGAAGAAACAAUAGAAAAAAAUAA